Molecule: messenger RNA, 1734 nt
Organism: Microsporum canis CBS 113480
Lineage: Eukaryota; Fungi; Ascomycota; Eurotiomycetes; Onygenales; Arthrodermataceae
Product: amino-acid permease inda1
Exons: 5
Coding region: 1-1734 (577 amino acids)
Biological process (GO): amino acid transmembrane transport
Cellular component (GO): membrane
Molecular function (GO): amino acid transmembrane transporter activity
Source: RefSeq, a predicted model, not a curated record
AUGGAGAAGCCUGAGAAAGAGCCAGAUCUUGCCAUAGGAAAUGGUGGUAACGGGGACUUAACUGGUCACAGCACCAAGGAAAAUGGUUUUAUAUUAGACAGCUCAAUCGAGUCUUCACCGCCGCUGGGAUUCUGGACUCGCAUGGGUUGCACCGCAGAGUCUUUCCAGAGACGGACACUUGAGGAUAAGCAUAACCAAUUUAACCAGACGCUGAAGUCCCGGCAUCUUCACAUGAUUGCAAUUGGAGGAAGUAUUGGUGCCGGUUUGUUCGUUGGUUCGGGGUCUGCUUUGAGAACAGGUGGCCCAGGAGCUCUGGUUAUCGAUUUUGCAAUUGCCGGGAUGAUGAUGUUCAACGUUGUUCAUGCCCUGGGUGAGAUGGCGGUUUUGUACCCCAUUUCUGGCGGUUUCUAUACCUAUUUCACUCGUUUUAUUGAUCCUUCCUGGGGGUUUGCAAUGGGUUGGAACUAUAUAUUCCAAUGGGCGAUUAUAUUACCACUGGAACUUACGGUUGCUGCUUUGACAAUAGGGUAUUGGGAAGUCAAAGUUAGUGUAGCGGUAUGGAUCACCGUGUUCAUUGUUGCCAUCAUUUUGAUCAAUAUCUUUGGAGUCCUGGGUUAUGGCGAAGAAGAGUUUUGGGCCAGUAGUCUGAAGCUCGUGGCGAUUGUAAUAUUCAUGAUUAUAGCCCUGGUAUGCGUUCUGGGUGGCGGCCCAUCUCAUGGCAAAUACAACCAAUAUUGGGGUGCUAGGUUGUGGAACAACCCAGGGGCGUUUGCCAAUGGCUUCAAAGGUGUUUGCUCCGUAUUCGUUACUGCAGCCUUUUCCUUCUCUGGAACAGAAUUGGUUGGAUUGGCAGCAGCAGAGACAAAAACACCCUUAAAGUCGCUUCCAUCGGCGAUAAAACAGGUGUUUUGGCGUAUCACCCUGUUUUAUAUUCUAUCCCUUGUCUUCAUUGGCUUGCUGGUGCCUUAUACCGAAAAACGUCUUCUCGGUAGUGGCAGUCUUAUCGAUGUGGCAGCCUCCCCCAUGGUCAUCGUUGCAAAAGACGCCGGCCUCACAGGCUUUGAUAGCUUCCUCAACGUCGUCAUUUUGGUCUCUGUGCUCUCAAUUGGAAACUCAGGCGUGUAUGGAGGCUCCAGGACCUUGACUGCGCUGGCUGAGCAAGGCUAUGCGCCGAGAAUCUUCAAAUAUGUUGAUCAAGCCGGAAGGCCUCUUGUUUCUACUAUUGCAAUGAUCCUCGUGAGCUUCCUUGCAUAUAUUAACAUAACCGCGAGUGGUGAGGAAAUAUUCGCGUGGCUGCUUGCUCUCUCCGGACUGGCCUCCCUCUUCACUUGGGGCAGUAUAUGUUUCGCGCACAUUCGCUUUCGCGCUGCGUGGAAACUAAGGGGCCACACGUUGGAUGAAAUACCUUUCAAGGCUGCAUUUGGCAUCUGGGGAUCGUGGUUUGGUCUUAUUUUUGUUGGUCUUGUUUUCAUUGCCCAGUUUUAUACCGCUGUCUGGCCACUUGGUGGAGGUGUGAACGACGCAAAAGGUUUCUUCAAGACCUAUCUAGCUGUUCCUGUUGUCCUUUUAUUCUGGAUAUGUGCGCAUAUCUGGAAAGGCAAGGGGUGGUUGAAACUCUGCGACAUUGACGUCGAUGCUGGACGCCGCGAGAUAGACUGGGAGGCACAUAAUCGAGUUAUGGAGGAGAGAAAAAAUGCAUCUCCUUUUAUGAGGAUGGUUUAUUUCCUCCUUUAG